CAUGGCGCAGAAGCGCUCGCGGUGCAAGGGGUCCGAUGAGCUGGAGGCCGCGCUGAUCAAUCACUUCAAGGAGGCGGAUGAGCUGGACUACCCGCAUGGGCUCGCAGACGACUGCGACCCUGACGUGUUGAGCGAGUGGGAGGACAUGCUCUUGGACGUCCGCAGAGCCAUGUGCCCUCACAUGGCCAUAUCGCAGUCGAAGGCCAUCCAACUCUUCGAGAAGGUCCUCGAGGAGAACGGUGCUGCGUGGGCCCUCGGUGACGAGGAGAAGGACUGGACGACGUCCAUGGCGAAGAUGCUUCGCGCCAUGUUGAGGCACGUCCAGCAAGCGGUGCUGAAGAACAUGAAGCGCGAGGGGCGCUAUCCCGACUCCUGCGCGUGGGUGCAGCCCUUCGUUGAGCAGAUGAAGAAGCUCGACGCGGCGAAGGAGCCGACGUACAUGUACUCUGUUGACAUGGUCACCAAGAGAGCGUACCGCCUGGACCAGAGCAUUGCCAACCCAGCGCCAGAGUACGCCAUGCCGCUCCAGGACGACCCCCUGGCCGCCGACCACGACGAGGUGAUCGCCAAGUUCAGGGGCGGCGCCAGCGCGGUCAUCGCGGGCCAUGUGUACAAGACCAUCAGGGAGUGGAAGCAGUUGGACAAUGGUGGCAAGUGCCAGAAAGGUAGCAACAUUAUCGUCGAGCUGGUCAGUGGCACGUCCAAGUUCCAGCUGAGCAAGUGGACGAGGAAUGGCAGCCCCGAGAUGGGGAUCUGGGAGAUUCCGAAGCAGGGCAAGAAACGCAUGAUCGUCAACUUCGUGCCCCACGCGGGCAUGGUUGGGCAUGAGGAGAUGCUGGAGAAGCAGGCAAGACUGCUGGCGGCUGGGAAGACCACCAAGGAGGAGAUCGAGGUGAUCAAGCGCGCAUUCAUCAAGAAAUUCAAGGAUGAUCAGAAGGAGACCGAUACGGCGAACGUCUGCCCCAUGAGACGACCAGCAGCGGCCGCGGCAAAGAAGACGAGCAGCGCCGCCAAGAAGCCCAAGCAGGUCGUUGAUCAGGGCCUUGAUGAUUUCGACGGCGACGAAGAUGCCGACGAACUUGCCGAUGUGGAAGGCUCACAGGACGACGACCAAGAAGAUGCAUCCGAGCAGGCAGACGAGUCGGCGGGGAUGUCCAACGAUGAGAAGAGCGACCACGCGGGCGGCAGGGGCGGCAAGGGCGACGAGGCCGGCACGGGCAGCAGGGGUGGCAAGCGUCACAAAUUAGACUCGACCACCAUCGCCGAUGUCAAGGCUGGCAUGCUGAAGCGACCUGCAGCAUCAGGCACCAGGGCCGCCGCGGGCGACCUGCCCCGCGGCGCCGCCGACGCUGGCCCAGGCGAUGUUGAGAUGGAGAUCUUCGGGUCUGGUGGCGGGCUCUUCGGCGCCAUGUCGAGCUUCAG
Molecule: messenger RNA, 1422 nt
Organism: Prorocentrum cordatum
Lineage: Eukaryota; Dinophyceae; Prorocentrales; Prorocentraceae
Source: the annotation of a GenBank genome assembly